This is a messenger RNA of Debaryomyces fabryi, 816 nucleotides long. RefSeq lists its product as uncharacterized. The transcript has a single exon. NCBI's taxonomy places the organism in Eukaryota, Fungi, Ascomycota, Pichiomycetes, Serinales, Debaryomycetaceae. The record is from RefSeq and is a predicted model, not a curated record. The coding region runs from base 1 to 816 and encodes 271 amino acids.
AUGAUUACAACAUCAGUCGCUAGGACAAAGAGUAUUUUUCACACGAUAUUUUUAACUGCUACGAGUUCAGAAUCAGUAGUUGUUUUUUUGCAUGGGCUUGGAUCAUCUCAAAACUUCUAUUAUUCGAUUGCGAAAAAGCUCUCGUCCGAGCAUACUUGUAUUGUGCUUGACAAUAAUGGUGCUGGGAGAACACCGCUAUCGAGCCCUGACAUUUCUAUUGAAUCUAUGGGCCAAGAUGUGUUCAAUUUGUUGUUAGAAUUGGAUCUUUCGCGUAGGCAAAUAACUCUAGUUGGACACUCAAUGUCAGGAAUGAUAGUUAAUUAUAUGAAUAAUGAAUUCAAACAAAAGUUGAACAUUAAGCAGAACGUACUUUUGGGUCCAGUUCAUCCAACAGAGAAGAUUUCAGAAGUUUUCGACCAAAGAAUCCAAGCUGUUCAGAAAGCUAAUUCGUUAUCAGACAUAGCAAACUCGGUUCUGGAAAAUGCAGUUGGAACUAAUUGCACUGACCUCAGAAAAGCAUUUAUUCGUGAACUUGUUUCUGGCCAGACUAUCGAGGGCUAUAUAGCCAAUUGUAGAGUUAUUUCAAAAGCAGGACUUCAAUCAGAUGAGUUUUUGGACUUAUAUAAAAACAACGACAAGAGAACAUUGCUUAUUAUUGGGGAAGAUGAUAAAACUGCACCUUGGGAUGGGUGUGUUUCCUUAAUAAGCGAUAACCUUCAAAGCAGUGAAGUAUAUCUGUUAAAGGGUGUUGGCCACUGGCAUGCUAUCGAAGACGACGAACAAGUGUUAAGGGCUAUUCAGUCAUUUAUUAAAUAG